Platichthys flesus (European flounder) is the source of this 7050-nucleotide messenger RNA. RefSeq names its product leucine rich repeat containing 8 VRAC subunit Ab (gene lrrc8ab). NCBI's taxonomy places the organism in Eukaryota, Metazoa, Chordata, Actinopteri, Pleuronectiformes, Pleuronectidae. The transcript is spliced from 4 exons. The record is from RefSeq and is a predicted model, not a curated record. Gene Ontology annotation, molecular function: protein binding. The coding region runs from base 242 to 2620 and encodes 792 amino acids.
CGUUUACAGCUAGCUAGCCGAGCUGCUAGCAUCAGCAAUCACUACGUCUCAGAAACCACCGGUGUUAAGAGUUGCGUUGGAUUUUGGUCGCAGCCCCGCAAACCUUAUCUUCUUUUCAAACCUCAUGGCGAUGAGCUUGGUGAUGUUUAACCAAGAGCUCUGGAUACACAGAGAGUGGCUGGUCCACCAGAGACACCAGCAGACACCGGAGCACAGAUAACAUCUUCCACACCGAUAAACCAUGAUCCCCAUCACUGAGCUGCGGUACUUUGUGGACACUCAGCCAGCGUACCGCAUCCUGAAACCAUGGUGGGACGUGUUCACGGACUAUAUCUCCAUUGUUAUGCUCAUGAUUUCCGUGUUUGGAGGGACAUUGCAGGUCACCCAGGACAAGAUGAUCUGCCUGCCCUGCAAAUGGGUGGUCAAUGAGACCUGCAGGAAGAACUUCAACAACUCAUCACUGUUCCUCGAGCCCAAAGGGAUCCAGUACGAUCUGGACCGCCACCAGUACAACUAUGUGGACGCUGUGUGCUACGAGAACAGAUUGCACUGGUUUGCCAAGUAUUUUCCCUACCUAGUAUUACUCCACACCCUUAUUUUCCUAGCUUGCAGCAACUUUUGGUUUAAGUUUCCACGGACUAGUUCCAAACUAGAGCACUUUGUGAGCAUCUUGCUGAAAUGCUUUGACUCCCCAUGGACAACUAGGGCACUCUCAGAGACGGUGGUCGAAGAGAGUGACCCAAAACCGAUGAAGAUGAAUGGCUCAAUGGACCACAAGGAGUCCGUCAUCAGUGAGGAUGUUGAAGCAAGUGUCCCUAUGCUCCAAAGGACAAAGACGCGCUUUGAGCAGGGCAUUGUAGAUCGAACGGAGACGGGGGUUCUGGAGAAAAAAGAGGGUGAACAAGCAAAAGCCCUAUUUGAAAAAGUUAAAAAGUUCCGUAUACAUGUUGAAGAGGGGGACAUUGUUUACAGGCUGUACAUUCGUCAGACUAUCAUCAAAGUCAUCAAGUUCAUUUUGAUCAUCUGUUACACAGGGUAUUAUGUGCAUGAUAUUAAAUUCAGCGUUGACUGUUCAGUAAAUAUCGAGAGUCUGACGGGUUACAGCGUGUACCGCUGUGCUCAUCCGUUGGCCACACUUUUUAAAAUCUUAGCCUGUUUUUACAUUAGCUUAGUGGUGGUGUAUGGCUUGAUCUGCAUGUACACACUCUGCUGGAUGCUCCGGCGCUCUCUUAAGAAAUACUCCUUUGAGUCAAUACGGGAGGAGAGCAGCUACAGUGACAUACCCGAUGUGAAGAAUGACUUUGCAUUCAUGUUGCACAUGAUCGAUCAGUACGACCCUCUGUACUCAAAACGCUUUGCCGUGUUCCUCUCAGAGGUGAGCGAAAACAAGCUGAGGCAGCUGAACCUGAACAAUGAGUGGACAUUGGACAAGCUCAGGCAGAGGAUCACUAAGAACUCUCAGGAGAAGUUGGAGUUGCACCUUUUCAUGCUAAGCGGCAUUCCAGACACUGUGUUUGACCUGAUGGAGCUGGAGGUCCUUAAACUGGAGCUCAUCCCAGAUGUCACCAUCCCCCCGAUCAUCGCCCAGCUGAUCAACCUGCGGGAAAUGUGGCUCUAUCACACACCAGCAAAGAUCGAAGCUCCAGCUCUGGCUUUUUUGCGCGAGAACUUGAAAUCCCUGCAUAUCAAGUUCACUGACAUCAAGGAGAUUCCCUUAUGGAUCUACAGUUUAAAGAAUCUGAGUGAGCUCCAUCUGACCGGGAAUCUCAGUGCUGAAAACAACCGCUACAUUGUCAUUGACGGGCUUCGGGAGCUCAAGAGGCUCAAAGUUCUUCGUCUGAAGAGCAAUCUCACCAAGCUACCUCAGGUGGUGACUGACGUGGGCAUGCACCUCCAGAAGCUCUCCAUCAACAACGAAGGCACCAAGCUGAUGGUGCUCAACAGCUUGAAGAAGAUGGUGAACCUGACAGAACUGGAGCUCAUUCGCUGUGAUCUCGAACGCAUACCGCACUCGAUCUUCAGCUUGCACAACUUGCAGGAGAUCGACCUGAAGGACAACAACCUGAAGACCAUUGAGGAGAUCAUCAGCUUCCAGCACCUUCAUCGGCUCGUCUGCCUUAAGCUCUGGUACAACCAGAUUGCCUACAUUCCCAUUCAGAUUGGCACCCUGACACACCUGGAGAAGCUGUACCUGAACAGGAACAAGAUUGAGAAAAUUCCCAGCCAGUUGUUUUAUUGCCGCAAGCUGCGCUUCUUGGACCUGAGCCAUAACAACCUGACCUACAUCCCUACAGACAUCGGAACCCUGCAGAACCUCCAGUACCUGGCAGUGACAGCCAACAGGAUUGAGAGUCUACCAAAUGAGUUGUUCCAGUGCAAGAAGCUUCGCACUCUGAAUUUGGGGAGCAACUGUCUGCACUCUCUGCCAUCGCGGUUCGGAGAGCUGACUGGUUUGACACAGCUGGAACUGAGAGGAAACCGUCUGGAGUGUCUGCCCGUGGAGCUGGGGGAGUGCAGACAGCUGAAGAGAACCGGACUUGUGGUGGAGGAGGACCUCUUCAACACGCUUCCCACGGAGGUCAAGGAACAGUUGUGGAAAUCCGACAAAGAACAAGCUUAAACAGGUCAAAGUGUCACUGUUAGUGAAAUCGGUUACCCACCAACUUGGCCCCGACACUGGAGGUAUACUGGAGGACAUAGUGACCCAGAGUGCUGGCUAAGGGCGGCGAUAAACCUGCUGCAGUGUACUGCCCAUCAGGUUGGAUGAUCGAGAACCAGUGCCAGUUUGGCAAAACCAAAAUACAAAGUGUGGUAGCUUCUGGUUGUUCUCUUAGUUCCUUACUGUCCAGUAGAGUCUUUCUCUUCCCUUACACUCAACCCCUCAGAAUUAUGCUUAUCAGCAAUAAUGUAGCAGGUGCCAUUGUGAUUAGUUUAUCCUUCUCAAUUUUGGCGAAGAAGUUUGAAUACUUCAAAAAUGCAUAGGGUUGGGCUGAUGGACGAUGGCUGUGGGCCCCUCCCCCGCUCGACAAUGACAUACGGUUGCAGAAUGACAUGCACAGAUUCUCUACUAUAGUUUCUACUAUACUACAAUUUCAGAGUCGACUAUAACCUAGAAGUUCGCCAGAUAUACACUUGAGUCGUAGAACUGAUGAAUAUGUAGGCUAUGCUACUUUAAGGAGUAUCAGCCUGAUGCCCGGGACAUAAUGACUGGAACAACGUGCUUUUAAUUUUGACACACAUGUUGACAGAUAGAAGCGGCCACACUGAAGCCGUGCUGCUCAUCUAGAGAUUAGAGGACUCGCCGAUCUUCUGCAUAGCACAUGAGUAUUUUAAUUAAAAGAUGAUCUUUCACCACAGUUUUAGGAAAAUCACCACAAUUAUCUGUUGAAUGUGUCACAAACCUAAAUGUUUGUAACACAUCCUGUACCCGUUUAUAAAAAUAAAAGCACUCCAGCGUGUCUGUUGACUCAAUCCAUUCAUUUGAUUUAACAAGGCUUUGAUUGUUGAUGAACCAGGAGAACAGGGCUCGAUGCGCUCUGGUAUUUAGUUGAGUACAUAAUUCCGACCUUUAUUCAAGGAAAUACAGUAGUUAUACUAAAUGUUGUAAACCACAGCAGACACGCUGCCAGUUUGAACAACAGCCGCGACACGCAGCAGUACCGAGGCAUAGCCGAGCAUCUACCGCCAGUAAAAAACUACAGAAAAAAAACAGUGAAUACAGCUGUUCUCUGCUCUUCCCGUCUUGAACAAAUAGCCUCCUGAUCGUUAUAUCGUCAUUUACCCCUUUUCACGAUAGCCCCCUUUCUUUGGGCAUCGUCCAUUGCCAUGUUUCACUGCAUACAUCGCCCAACCCUACUUUCCAAUGUUUAUUUACCCAAAGCAUUAAGUUCUUGUCCAAUCAAGAGCGAUCACACAACUGAGAUAAUUUGUCCAGUGAAAUCCGGAGGUAGCAAACUGAUGUCUGAGACCUCUCCCUCCAAUCACUUGCUCCAAUGUUUUUGAUCUUUGUUAAACUCCUAACUGUACUGCAGCAUGCAAGUAAGGUAUACAAUUGUUUAAGGCAGGAGGCUGAAACUCUUUAUUGAGAUAGGAAAAUAAUAAGGUAAUAUUCAUAGCAAUUUUAGCAUGACCUGUAUCAAUCACAAGCAUACUACACAGUCAAGUUAGCAAUUCUACAAGUUUGAAUCAGAAGUUUGGCUCUUUCGUGGAUUUGAUGUCUCCUGUCAGUUGUCCAGAACUGACCUGAAACACGCUUUAGCUCGGGUGUGAAGUGAGUCUCCUUCAGAGGGAAGGUUUGGCUUGAAAGAUGCCGAAAUGAGAGCAGGACACAAAAUCCCUGUCGCGAAAGAGGCUGACCUCCUUGUCUGUGAGAAGUUGUUGGACGAGGGGGAUGUAUAGCAAUUCAUUUGUGUAUGAGGAGCAUUACAGAACAUAAACAGGCACACAGUUAAUUUAGUGACGCAUCUUCUGCCAGUAUGCUAAUGAGUAGGAAUGUGAGCAUGGCCACGCUGCAUUAAAAAAGUUAGUUUGCAAUGAGUUGCACAAAACAAAAUGAACAAAUUUAGGGGAAAUGCUGACGAGCUUUGCUCAACGGAUACACAAACCCUUUAUUAGUAUAAUAACUAUGCUGUCUUGGUUAUGAUGGUCUCCAUGGAAACACUGACAGUCGAGUCGUAAGACAAUGACAGUCUUCACAUCUGUUUUCUGAGCACCUGGCCAUUCAUGUAAUGUUCAUGUAACAUUGUAAUGUCAUGUUUGUAUCUUAAUAAGGAAAUCAUCAGUUUAAUCUCACUGAAAUGCAUUCAUAUAUUGAGCACCUGUGCCAUUGUCAUUGUAAUCAAUAUCAAGUGGGUUGAAUUAUAAUUGUAUCUAAUAUUGUAGGGUAAAGAAAGAACAUUGCAAUAGGUUCAUUUAAGGUGAAUAUUCCUGUUUGGAUAAUGCUCCUUUAAAAGUAACAGUGAAACACUUCACUGGUUUCCAGCACGCUAAGGUAGCAAGGUAUCAACAACACCUCUGAAAAUACUUCACUUUAAAACCAACACACCUGCGGGGGCUCAGACACAUGCAAGGACAUUUUCUAUUUAAACAACACAGGCACUAGACUGCGUUGGUCUGAAACCAGUUAAGACGUGUCCUUAUUGGCACUGCUUUGCACGGCUGUAAAAUAAAUGUUCUUAAAUGGAAGCACAGCAGUAGAGUUAAGAUUUCUGUUCAUGAAGUUCAACAAGAUCCCUGCCAGGGAAAUAAAAAAAGACAAAAUCCUAGAAAAGAGCCAUAUUUACAAAGUAAUAACUUAUCAUUUUAACUUAAGAGAUAGUUAGGACUAACUUGUCACCUUAAUUAAGUGUUUAAACAUCCCUUAUACUUGAGGGUUGACUAGAAUCCACAUUUCAUCAUCAGGUUCAUGUUCUCCUCAAAGCAGACUUAACUUUUUCAACCUAUCAUGGUUUUUCCUUGAUUUCUCAUAAUUGUAGAAGAUGUCAUGAUCAUGUUUAUAUAUUUGUUUUUGUGUCCCAUCGUUAUUGGGCUUCCAGGUCAGGUCGUAUCAUUGUUACCAUGUUUGUUUCUCUGGUUUCAAAGUGUGAUAAUUUCUAGACAGAAAGUUUCCAACUUUUUGCCUUCGAUAGACUUUUACUUCACUUGUGUUUUGUUGCCACCGUUCCAGAUCAAUGCAGAGCUCCGACACAGCUCAACACACAACGGGGGGGCUCCUUGUGUUUACUCUGAGAAUUUAAAAUAACAACCUUCAGUCUACGUUUUAAUAAAUUUAACCGCAAGAAAACUCCGAGCAGUAGCAAUAUACAAUAACUGGGCUCAAAAACAUUGGAAUGGUUAUUGUGCAUGUAUUUCAUGAACAUUUUAAACAAUCCUUUACUGUGCAAUAUUACCUUUAUUUAAACUAUGUAAACGUCAGUGGGGAUGCCGUUUUCUGAUGUGCAUGGACGUAUAUUUCUGCGCUCACUUUAACAAGCUGAUGGUGAAUUUCAAGUUGAUAAGAGGAGAAUGCUUUUGCACUAUAGCACCUCUGCCACAUGUCACAUUUAGGUCAAUGCAAACACAGCUUACUGAAUACAGUGCAUGUUUUCUGAUCUGGGAAGGUUGAAGAGAAUGACUGUCAUGAGAUUAUAAAAAGUAUUUGAUUAAUAUAAUAAGUAUUUUUCAGAUCUACACACUCAAACACGUUAAGUUGGCUCCUUACCUUUAAAUCCCGAACUGGAGGAUUUCAAAUGUUCCUUUGCUCCUCAGCAAUACGCCACAGAUUAAGACAAUCAACUUUGAAGCUGACGAGUGUCAGAUGUAAAGUCUUGUAGUGAGAAAACUGCAAGUAACUGGUCAGUAUAUAAAAAAAUCACAGUAAAGUGAUUUAAGUAAAUAGAUUUAGUCUCAUAGUCAUUGAUGAUAUUCUUUUGUAUUUUCCGGCUUUUCUUUAUCUUUUUGUAGUUUUUUUAUUUUGACAGCUAUCAGUAUUAUUAUAGUGAAACUAAAUUUCUCAGGAAACCAGCUGUACUCACUUCUCUUAUGAGUUGAUUGCCUUUUUUUUUAUUACACCCGGUUAUAGUGUUAUUUAUUUAAACAGUUGUGAUAACAUUUUAUAUGCAUUUCUACACAUUAUUUUCUAGUUUGUUGUGUUUAACAUCGACUGCUAGUUUAAAACAAAAAUAGUUUUGUGUUUUUAAAGAAGCCACUUGGUUUAACCUUGAUUCUGUGUUUUGUGUUUUUUUUGUUUUCUAUCAAUGACUGGGUUUUAAUUGAGCUGUCGUGUCUGAAUUGUUUGAAUUGUGAUUAUUAGCACAGAUGGAAGUGUUGUAUGAGAGCUUUGUGUAUGUUUCAACAUCCCCCCCUUUCCACUCAAAUCGUAGGUGAUGUAGAUACAUGAUUUUGUGCAGUGAUGUUAUUAUUAUGAUUCUUAUUAUUUGCCAAAAUGUAUUCAUUGUUAAAGGAAAUAAUUCUUGGCCUGUAUGACUACGAGUCAGGAUCUGUUUGGACAUAGGUCUCAUCCUCUUGUACACCAUCCCCUGGCGUAAAGUCAAAUAAACUUGGUUGACCACA